AUGUUUGAAGCCAAGUUUCAGGUUGGAGCAUUAUUUAAGAAGAUUGUUGAGGCAAUUAAGGAAUUAGUAAAGAAUGUAAAUUUAGAAACAAAUGGGAUAGGAAUUUCAUAAUGGAUAGAUAAUGAUUAAAUAACUUAGAUUAUGGAUGCUAUGCAUGUAGCUUUAGCAGCAUUCAAAUUAAAUGGGAAGUCGUUAACUUUGGGUUUUGGUUUUGAAAAUUUAUAAUAAAUUCUAAGAACGAAGAUUAAAUAACUUUGGGAACUUAAGAUGAAGAACUAACAACAUCAUCCUUUACAUUUGAAUAGAUUAGAUAGAAUAGGUGAAUUUUAAUUAAAUUUAAUGUCCUUAGAUUAGGAAUGGUUACGAGUACAUGAAACAGACUACUCCUCAAUAAUUAGAAUGUCAUCAAAUUUAUUCACAAAGAUCCACAGAGAGUUAGGAAAUAUCAAUCAAGCUGUUGGCAUUGAAACAUCGAAAGGUUUUAUGUCAGGCUUCUGUUAAACCUAUAACUCAGACAAGCUAGAGGAAUAUGAAGUAUUUGAACAGCGAGGUAAAAUCAUAAUGAUUAUGAUGGAUAAUUCAAAUUUAUUUAAUAAAGCACCUACAUUAUCAAAUUAAUUGAUAUUGUUAAUGUCUUAAGACCAGCAAUUAAUAAUCGAGUAUACAAUUGGAGUUAUGGGAUCUUUGAAAUUGUAUUUAGCCCCUAAAAUAAAUGAUGAAGAAUCUUAAUGA
This is a messenger RNA of Paramecium tetraurelia, 732 nucleotides long. RefSeq lists its product as uncharacterized. The transcript is spliced from 4 exons. The record is from RefSeq and is a predicted model, not a curated record. NCBI's taxonomy places the organism in Eukaryota, Ciliophora, Oligohymenophorea, Peniculida, Parameciidae. Gene Ontology annotation, molecular function: DNA polymerase processivity factor activity; DNA binding. Gene Ontology annotation, cellular component: PCNA complex. Gene Ontology annotation, biological process: mismatch repair; leading strand elongation; regulation of DNA replication.